This is a messenger RNA of Pungitius pungitius (ninespine stickleback), 2945 nucleotides long. It is a transcript of the gene plekhg7, whose product is annotated as pleckstrin homology domain containing, family G (with RhoGef domain) member 7. Gene Ontology annotation, molecular function: guanyl-nucleotide exchange factor activity. The record is from RefSeq and is a predicted model, not a curated record. Gene Ontology annotation, biological process: Rho protein signal transduction. The transcript is spliced from 17 exons. NCBI's taxonomy places the organism in Eukaryota, Metazoa, Chordata, Actinopteri, Perciformes, Gasterosteidae. The coding region runs from base 326 to 2527 and encodes 733 amino acids.
AGAGAGAGAGAGAGAGAGGUGAUGUUCCCAUGCAGCCAGUGGAGCGCAUCGCGCGGACCUGUUUGUUUCCUCGCUCACGUGUUUUUAGAGUAAACUGAACACGUCUCCUUCUGAAACCUCAGUUCCCUUUGAUACCACCGUUAGGGUCUCUCCCUCUCACCCUCUCUCUCUCUCUCUCUCUCUCACCCCUCCCUCCCCCCCCGUUACACUUCCCCGCCGCGGUGCAGGUCCUCGCGGUGUCCGGUGCAGGUGCUGUGGAGGUGAACGGGGCUGGAUGACCACCUGACCUUAACCCGGGCCACCAGACCAUGCCUCUGAGGUCAUAAUGUCUUCACUGCAGCGCGUCAUUCUACAGGAAAAGGACCAGGACGCUGAGAAGAACUUGGACUGGAGCUACAUCGAGUGGGCCGAAAACGAAGCCGCCCCCACCGGUGUGGCGGACGCAGAGACGCAAACGGACCGGGGCCCGUUUCAGCACAAGCAGUGUCAGACCAGCAGCCCGGUCAUAAUGCACAUAGAUCUCACGCGGACACACUCCAAGCUGAGACAUUUGUCCCUGGGGGACACCGACGGACUGGUGGCCCCUUUGGUCCAGUUUGACCGGCAGGCCCCGGCCCGCAUCUCCACGUCCCCCACCUUGAGGAGAAUGAGGAGCACCAGGCGUCCCGUGAUGGACAGCCGGGACCCUGUCAUGAUGGGGGUCACCCCGGAGGAGCCCUCCUGCGGGGGCGCCGCGUCCCCCGUGAGGCCGCUGUCCCCGGCACACCGGGUCAAGUCUCCCCUCGCAGCCAGCCCCCUCUCCUACGGAGAGCUCUGUCCCGAUCAUCAGCCCACCUCCUGGUCCGGCCGACAGAGAACCCCGUGGCAGAGAUCAAAGACUUUCACCAACGGUACCGCGGGGGCAGAAUGUCGCAGCGCCCGCCCCGCCCUCACCGAGGAUUUCACCUUUCCUGACUGCGGGGGUCAGGACAACGAGCUUUGUCUUAAUAGGCUUCAGGAAAGGAGGCGGAGCUCCGUGGUGGUCAGCUUGCCCGGAUUGGAUGUUUCACCCGGAGACCUUUUUGUAUUCAAUGGAGCAGCUGACAGAUUAAACGGUUCAAACUUCUCUGAUAUAAAGAAGUCAAAGUGGCCCUUCUCAAGGCGCAGUACGACUAAAGGGAAGUCCCUCACAGGCACAGCGUCAGAUAUUGAAAAACAUCUCUCCUCGUCACAGAUUCAGGACUGGAGAAACCCAGAUCUUCAGAGGUACAAGGACCUCUCUCUGGCGGAGUUCCUGCGGGACCAGUCCUCCCAGGUCGGCCCUGCCUCUGACCCUCAGGGCUUCAAGAGACAAGAGGCCAUCUGGGAACUCUUCACCAGCGAGUGUGUCUACUUCCUGGAUCAGCUCAUGGUUCUCAAAGAGGUGUUUUCGGCUACACUCACAAACCUGCAGGCGAGGCACUGCCUGGCUGAUGUCGACUCCUGGAGGCUGUUUGCAAACCUCAACGAGCUUUGCCUGGUGAGCUUCGGUUUCCUGAACAACCUCCUCCGCGCCAUCAGGGACGCGCUGCAGGUGACGCGCGGCGGCGGGCCGACGCUGCUGGAGCUGCUGAGCAAAGCUUUCCAGGAGAGUUUAUGUCACUGCCUGCAGAAGUACUGCCUCAACUACUCCACAGCGCUGCUUUAUCUGGACAGCCUGAAGCCCAGAGAGGACUUUGGAUCCUACGUGAAGUGGUGUGAGAGGAACGAGCAGUGCCGGAGGCUGCAGCUGCGCGACCUGUUGGUGGCGCCGUUGCAGAGGCUCACCCGAUACCCUCUGCUGUUGCGUAACAUUGCGAAGAGAUGCCCGACGGAGGACGAGGCCGGAGGCCUGCAGGUCAUAACGGAGCAGGUGGACACGUCGAUAUGUGAUUUGGAGGGAAAGGUGAAAUGGCUGGACAACUACCAGAAGGUGAAACAGCUGAGAGAUGCCUUGGUGUGGCUGCCUGUGUGGGAGAGGGACAAGCGGGCCUUCGUCCCCGAGAAUCUGAAACAUUUGUUAAAAGCUGUCACUCUGGAGAAUCUCAUUUCUCACAGAAGUCUGCUCCACGAAGGGAAAGUGAUGCUCACAGAAAACACAAAGCUGAUCGACGUUUAUUUGUUCCUGUUUGACGAAUUCCUGCUGAUCACAAAGAUAAAGAGAAACAAGAAGCGCUCCAUCGGUCCAGAGCAGAACCCUCUCAGGAUGCCACAGAACCUGGAGCUGGAUCAGCUCCUGAAAGACGGAUGCACCUUUGUGGUGCUGGACCAGCCCGUCUCUCUGGACCGACUCCAGCUCAAGAACAUCGACCAGCUCAACGCUUCGGCGUCGGGGCUGCCUCAUUCUUUCAUAAUCAUGCACCAGAACCGCUACCAGCAGUGCAUCGGCGCAUUCAUCCUGCAGGCUGCAUCAGAGGCUGCCAAGCGAGUGUGGAUGACCACGAUAGAGGGCGCCAUCACGGCGCUGCUGGCUUCUCCGCAGCCUCGAGUGAAGAGCUCCUCCCUGUGGCUGGAGUCCUCCCAGAUAUGAGGAAGCGUCUCUGCUUGUAAAUAGGUAGCAUCAUCCAUCCGCUGCUGCAAUAGGGUUCAAUAAACAUCUCAUUAAGUCAAAGCUGUUCUCCAGUGUUUAUUUUUUUUUUUUAAGAAGACACAUAUCUGAUAUCUAAUUCACUUUACAAAAGGAAUUUUACCUUGAUGUCAUCUAGCUGACUUUUUACAGCCAGAAUUGGCCCAGAAGUGGUAAAGAUUUCCAUUUCAACGUUAACAAUCCUACGAAAGUAGUCAGACUCCAUCUGCUGAUCAAAGGCUGCAGAAAGGCCACUAAAUGGUCCUCAAGGUAAGAUUUUUUGGGACAAAACUAAUGCUACCAAGGCCAAAAAUGAACUUCACAUUUUAACUAUGAAAGACCUAACAAACUAGAAAACACCGAUUUAGAUUAAGACGUAAAA